This is a messenger RNA of Stylonychia lemnae, 300 nucleotides long. The record is from the annotation of a GenBank genome assembly. NCBI's taxonomy places the organism in Eukaryota, Ciliophora, Spirotrichea, Sporadotrichida, Oxytrichidae.
AUGAAAUCAAUAGCCUUUUUUGCUCUAUACUUGAUCUUUAUCAAACUAGUAAGUGGUCAAGCUUCAAUAACUCAUGAUGACUACACACCAAUUGUAUUAUGGGAUUAAGAAUAAUCUAUUGUCAUAUAAUCUCUUGAUCUAACUAAAAAUGGAUCUAUGCAUGUUCUUGGAGAUAGCAUUCCUAUAGGAAGCGAUGCUUAGAAUUUCUAUGUUCAGAUAGAUAAUGGAUAAAUAACCAGAUAAAUGAACAUAAUUCCAACUCAGUACUAAAUCUAAGAUUCAAGUUUUUCCAAACGAUGA